Messenger RNA from Pseudoliparis swirei, 2470 nucleotides. RefSeq names its product tropomyosin alpha-1 chain. Gene Ontology annotation, biological process: muscle contraction; actin filament organization. NCBI's taxonomy places the organism in Eukaryota, Metazoa, Chordata, Actinopteri, Perciformes, Liparidae. Gene Ontology annotation, cellular component: actin filament. The transcript is spliced from 8 exons. Bases 413 to 1159 code for a protein of 248 amino acids. The record is from RefSeq and is a predicted model, not a curated record. Gene Ontology annotation, molecular function: actin filament binding.
CACCGCGCAGCUUUUCUAAUCCUUCUCCUCCAACUCUGGUCCGGACCAAAAAACUGCAACAUUCCUGAGGACGACUUUCUAUACGGCCCGUGAACGUAUCAUUCCUACAGACCAGAAGAAACCUUUGGAGAACACCUGGACAACGUUACUUCCUGGUUAUAUAACUUUUCUUUGCACUUGAACGACUUCUUUUACAUUCCAAAGACUUUGGCCCCGGACAUACGUCGUUUUUUUUGGGGUGUCUUUUUUUUAAAACUAUCAACGGUCAAAGUCAUUUUUCUCAUUGUUAUAUUAUUCUAUACAGACCAACAAAGCAGGGCGUAGUAGCUCGUUUUUGUGUGUUUUUUUGCACAACCUAUAAACUGCAUUCCGCACCUCAACGUGUCGCCUUAAAUUGCGUAAAUAGUCCACAAUGGCAGGUUUGAACUCUCUGGAUGCCGUGAAGAGGAAGAUUCAGUGUUUGCAGCAGCAGGCCGACGACGCAGAGGACCGAUCUCAGGUCCUACAGAGAGAGCUGGACAGUGAACGGGAGCUGCGAGAGAAAGCGGAGGGUGAUGUAGCAGGACUGAACCGUCGGAUCCAGCUGGUGGAGGAGGAGUUGGACCGAGCCCAGGAGAGGCUGGCCACCGCACUGCAGAAACUGGAGGAGGCUGAGAAGGCCGCAGAUGAGAGCGAGAGGGGGAUGAAGGUGAUUGAGAACCGAGCGUCGAAGGACGAGGAGAAGAUGGAAAUUCAGGAGAUGCAGCUGAAGGAGGCCAAACACAUUGCAGAGGAGGCCGACCGUAAAUACGAGGAGGUGGCCCGUAAGCUAGUGAUCCUGGAGGGAGAGCUGGAGAGAGCUGAGGAGAGGGCCGAGCUCUCAGAAUGUAAAGCCGGGGACCUGGAGGAGGAGCUGAAAAAUGUGACCAACAACCUCAAGUCCCUAGAAGCCCAGUCUGAGAAGUACUCAGAAAAAGAAGACAAGUACGAGGAGGAGAUCAAAGUUCUGACUGACAAACUGAAGGAGGCUGAAACCCGUGCAGAGUUUGCCGAGAGGAGCGUGGCCAAGCUGGAAAAGUCCAUUGAUGACCUGGAAGAGAAAUUAUCACAAGCCAAAGAGGAGAAUCUGAGCAUGCAUCAUGUCCUGGACAAGACCCUGGAGGAACUGAACAGCUUAUAAAAGCACAGAGAGGAAGCUGGAGAGGAUGAGAUCGUCAUGUAACAUUCCUUUAAUGUUCGACUCCAUUCCACAUUUCAACCUGUAAAAUCUUUAUUCCCAGUGUGAAGGGGGAUUAAUUUAAUGCUUGUCCUUGAUGUUUCUUUUUUUUUCUUCUUUUUGAAUUUUUUUUUUUAUGAUAGGAAGUAAUUAUGACCCCAUUGCUUCUUCUUUUUUUUGUCCCCAGAUGUGAUUGCAAAAAUUCUCCCCAGAAGUUAUGUUUGACCACUUAUUCAAAAAGAACCGGCAACUUACACACCCAAAGAAACCUCAGAUUUGGUCACUGCUUGAACCACUUAAACAGGCUCAAUUUAACAUUAUAUGUGCACAUACAUUAAGCCUCUGACUAAUUAUUUUACUACAUAUGCUACAGAUGGUGUUGGGUUUUGCUGCGGCUACAUUUUGGCUCUGAAGUGCCACCUGGUGGCGAUACAACGUUAGUCUACAGUCACGCUGUAUUAAGAGGCUACGAGUUAACAGACGAGUCGCUCAUGGGUGGCUGUUUUAGCAGUAUCCUACUUAAUCUGGUCUUAAAGAGCGUGAUUGUGAAAUGGACAGGUGACCUUAUGGAAAGGUUGCAUUGAUAAAUAAACAGGUCAAGGCACAUGCUGCCCAGACUCUCUGGGCUUCCCAACAUUUCAUUAGAACAAUAAUGGCUCUUUGUCCAUUCCCCUAUUAUCCCGAGGCCUACCUGUUGAAGAUGCAGAGUAUUUAUGUGCAUCAACAUAUUGUGACUCUAAUUUUGUUGGGUGGGAAUAUGUGCAGAACCUGAGAGCUGUGCAUGUAGUGUCUAGAAGUGACUUUUAUUUCUCACCUGUACUACCUUUCCCUGAGUUUGACCUGACCGGUGACACAUUCAUCAUGUUUGCCAACAAUAUGCCAUAAGUAGCCAAUAUUUACUAGAUUUACAAUAUAUUGUAUUACAUAUGGGAGCGUAACCCAAAACCACUUGAAGCUCAAGUCAAGCUUUAUCAACCACGGAUACUUAUUGUAUAUAGUAGAAUAAUGUUAGGUAUUUUAGAAAUUGUAUUGCUAUGAUUAUUUUUGGUUUUGUUUUAUUCACACGACUUCUCAAUUUGCCAUGGGAACUCUCAACACCAAAGAACACACAUAACACGGACAAUACAAUCUUUAAAUGUUUUAUUUUUGUUUGUGAUGGCCAUCAAGGAGUCAACAGGGCCAUGAAAAGCGCUUCAGUCAUGACCAAGCUCAUUUUGAAAUAUUUUGUUCACCAACCCCACCCCCCAUGUCAACUUAAUAAAUGUUUUACAGAAA